Molecule: messenger RNA, 1122 nt
Organism: Closterium sp. NIES-65
Lineage: Eukaryota; Viridiplantae; Streptophyta; Zygnematophyceae; Desmidiales; Closteriaceae
Source: the annotation of a GenBank genome assembly
AUGCACGAGCGGGAAGCGGAGCGGCUGCUGAAGGCGGAGAGGAGGGCGGCGAGCAGCGCUCGCCAAGUCGCGCCCCCCGCUAGCCCUGCUCAACGCGGCACACAAACACCGCCCUUCUCCGGCAGUGUUGUGUCGCCAUCCGUCAUCGCGCUAUCGACCCCCCUCUCGCCCCCGCACGCGCCCUCACACGAACCACCGCCGCCAGCGCGCCACCUUGCUCCCUUGCACAGCCCCACUCCCGCGCACGCCGCCGCUGACGCCAGCCCGUCGCCUCGUGGCCCGCCUCAUGGCGCGUCGCCCCUCGCGCCUCUCGCACAGCAGGGUGCCGGCGGAGACUCCAAAUCAUCGCCGUCGCGCCACGUGCAGCGCGUGUUCGUGUCGCUCAUCGUGGUCUUCGCCGCGUCGCUGCUGCUCCUCUCGCAGCUCCCCUUCAUCAUCUCCGUGCUGUCCCCCUUUUUGUCGCCGUUCGAUAUAAGCGUGGAGGAGGCGGAGCAGGUGGAGCAGGCGGGGGCGGCGCAGGUGGGCGGCGUGUGGUCGCAGCUGCGGGAGCACCGCGGCAGCCUCGCGCUGCUCUUCCUCACGCGCGGCCCCAUCCCCCUCGCUCCGCUCUGGGAGAAAUUCCUCCGGGUGCGUCGCUGCCUCAUGCGACUCCCCCCUGCGGCCCCCCUCUUCGUGCCUCCCCCUCGUGCCUCCCCCCUCGUGCCUCCCCCCUCGUGCCUCCCCCCUCGUGCCUCCCCCCUCGUGCCUCCCCCCUCGUGCCUCCCCCCUCGUGCCUCCCCCCUCGUGCCUCCCCAAUCGUGCCCUCCUGUACACACUCUCCCUCCCCCUCCCCCCCAAACGUCCCUUUUCACUUCCUCCCCUCCCCCUCUUCCCCUCUCCCCCCUCCACCGACCUGCUUCCCGUCCCCCUCCUUCCCCCCUUCUCCCCGCUCCCCCUCCUCCCCGCAUCCCCCCCCAGGGCCACGAGGGGCGCUAUGCCAUAUACGUGCAUGCGUCCAACACGUCCUUCUCCUUCCCGCCCGGCUCCUCGCCCCUCUUCCGCGGCCGCCUCGUGCCGGGUGGAGAGGUGAGCCUUGUGCGCCAUGGGAUGAUGGGCAUGUGGGGUGAUGGGCAUGGGGGGUGA